Molecule: messenger RNA, 339 nt
Organism: Protopolystoma xenopodis
Lineage: Eukaryota; Metazoa; Platyhelminthes; Monogenea; Polystomatidea; Polystomatidae
Source: the annotation of a GenBank genome assembly
CGUCGGAGUACACUCCCUAUCCUGGCCUUCAGUCCACGCCUCAUCUCCUCUUAUGCAAGAGAUGAGUGCUUGCGACCAGCUCCUUGCAAUGGGAGAGUGCAGCAGAGAGACUUCGGAGAGCGUUUGAAGGCAUUUUCGAGUGUCGUCUCAGUCGUCCUCUUUCGCUGCCCCAAAAUGGAAGAUCUGAUGUGUGAAAGGGUGCUUUUUCGCAUAAAGCGGGAUGUCUUGCUGACCAGCCUGCACUCAGUUGUUAUGAUGUGUGGGCACUGUUGCCGUGGCGAUUCGUCUUCAGAGUCUCCAUCAGCCAAAACAAACCAGGCGGUGGAAAAAGUCCUGUAA